UUCAUACAUUGAUACAAAAUCUUUUACUUCAUUCGUUUUAACACAUAUUUAGCGAUAUAAGAAAAUCAUCGUCAAUUCUUCCCGACAACGGCGAUAACAGAUGAAAUAGCUAUCAACGCAUAUGGUUGACAAUUUCAUCUUCUAUGUUCACGUUAAUAUGCGGAAAAGAAUAUUCCGCGCGUCGAGUAUAUUAUUUGAGAAAGAGGUUACACCAUUCAGUCAGAACUUCUUUAUACCUUCUCUGUACUGUUCGCAUCGUGUACAUUGGCUGUAUGAAACGGCAUGGAUGAAAAGUAUUUAUAUUCCGAUAUAUAUACACAUACGGGAUGGAUGAUGGUAAAAAUAUAUAACUAAAGUACGGUAUUAUUCCUCAUGAGUGUUUAGUUUUGAUUUGACCAGCGACCAAGAUGAACGUACUAUAAAUAAAAACUGUGUCUUUGAACAAAAAUAUAAAAGUUUUCCCGAUAUAUCCACACACAGUUUUGGAAUUGAAAACGUUUACCGGUUUUUGUCGUUUAUUAUUUUUUUUUAUUUAAUUUUUUCUUUCCUACAAAAAUUAUGUGUAUUGAUGAAGUGAAUUCGAGAGAACACUACACAGUUGCCCAUAUAUAGAUGUUUCACCUUACACUCUGCAUAUUUUGAAUUAUUUUUUAUGAGCAUAGAGUGAUGAUGAUACGUAGACGUUUAUUGCUAACAAUCAUAGAAGACCAUCAAACGAAAAGUGUUUUAUAAUAGACGGAAUAAUAGUUGCAAUAUAACUAUUUCGUAAUAUAAUUUUCAAGUGAAGUUGUGAGCUGAAUUGAUUAUUUAUUUGCCUGGAUAAAAAAAAUAAGACGGAACAUUAUUUAAGUUUAAGGCCUCACCUCACCACAGGCAUACACUCGAUGCUAUAUAGUAAUUUCAUUGCCCGAAGAAGAUUGAUGCGUUUUCAACAAAUUGUAAUUCCACUUUUUUAUGGACGUAUGUGAAAAAUAAUUUAUUUUAAGUGCUUUCGACUUGUUGACUUGUGAGUGAAGAUCGGAAUAAUUUCACGUGGAAAAUUCGAUAUUUUUUUGGUAUAGCCGUGUUGCUGUGAAUACUGUUCGAGGAAAUUUAUUAAAAUGGCUUCAGUUUGGAAGGUGUUAAUUAUGGUGAUAGUCUCGGUGAGUCGAAUAGCACAAUCUCAACUAACAGUGGAGCUCGGCGCACGAUGUAACCAUGACAUGGACUGUACAGAUUUUGUGAAAGGAAGCGUUUGCUCAAUGGCUGGAUACUGUGAAUGUGCACCGUAUUUUGUCCGUUUGAACGAAUCGACAUGUUUACAAUCCCAACUACUUGGCAACGACUGUAUUCUACCGGAACAGUGUUCAUUGAGAGUAGCCAACAGUAGCUGUUUAGCUGGUGCAUGCCGAUGUGUCGAAGGAUUUCUACAGUUCCGUAAACACACAUGUCUGCAACCCGCUCGUCCAGGUAUGGUUUGCUACAGUAAUCAACAAUGUCGCAUGUGGAAUGGUCUCAGUCACUGCGACUUUCUGAUACCAAAUCUAUUCGGCCGAUGUCAAUGUUCAGCCCCAGCACGACAGGUGGGAGCCUCAUGCGUUGUGGAAGAUGUAGACUUCGAAAUGGUUGAUGAUGUUGUACCUAUAUUCGAGAAGCCACAUCAACAAGAACCAUUACCAGCUAGCGAUUCGUCUCGAGUUACAGAAAAUGAUUCAGUAAUUGUAGAAAGUGUUACAACUGAAGCUCCGAGUAUUGUCACGGAAGUGCAUAGUGCAACUGAAACCAUCCAUGUUACAGAAGGGGCUACUACAGAACCACCAAAUGAAAUAUCUGUAACCACUCAGGUCAUACCUGUGGAAACUCAUCGUCCAGAACCGAAUUUAUUGAGUACGGUCAAUGCUGUAGAUAUGACAACGGAAAUGAUUUCGCCUAACGGGGAAGAAACCCUAGUAAUCGAGCAAGAGUUAACGCAGACGGAUGAUAGUGAAAACGAACAUGAAGCAACGGAAAAUGUGAUUGCAUCGAAUGAAGAGAAUAAUGAUGUUGAUGUCAGCGAGGAUGUGACUACGAAUGCAAUUAUUGAUAUCGAGCCGGAUGCUGACAAGCACGGCGAACUUGAUAGUGAAAAUGAAGGCGUCGAGGACACUAACAGGAAAGACUCGGAAGAGAAUCAGACCACUGUAAAAUAUGAAGCUGUUCAAGAAACACAAGACGGUGGAAGUGACGAUGAAAGUAUAACAAAUAAUGAAGAAACGUUGAAUGAGUCCAAUGAAGAAACAUUGAAUGAGUCCAAUGAAGUUUUUGAAGAACAGCCUAAUGAAUCUACCACUCAAAGCCAUGUUAAUCCUGUUGUGUUCGUUGAAGACAACAAAAGUGAAGAUUUUUCAAACAUUAGUGAGGACAGCGACAGCGAAGAAAACUCCUCUCCAAUUUAUUCUACUGAGGAAGAUAGUAGCGAUAAAGACUCUGAUGAAGAAAUUAGCAACGAGAAAGAGUAUGACGAAGAUACUAGUAGCGAGGUAGAAUCUGGUGAAGAAACUUCAAGCGAAACAAGUGAUGCCGACUCAGAUGUUACCGGAAACCAAUCGUCAACACAAGAGGUCAAUGAUGUUGAAAAAGUAGAGGAACAGCCGGUGAACGAAAAGGAACCUGAAGUUUUAUCGAAUGAAAUACACUCAGUAGACACCAUUCCAUCUAAAGAAAGUGGUGAACAGAUCGAGCAGGAAACUGUAGUUCCAUCAACAAUUGAAGAAUUUGAGGUUCCACCGUCAGUGAUUACUAUUCCACAAGAACAGCCUGAUGUGUUGAAUCAAAUUAAAAACGAGCCGGUUAUUGUUCAGGCUACAGAUGACACGGCGAAACCUGUUGAGUUAUCUAGCGUAGAUCAGAAUCAGAAGCAGGACGAGAUAACAACAGAAAUUGAAGAAAAUCAUGACACAAUUAAUUUGAUUGAUUCCGAUUCUAAGAUUAUUGAAGAUACAUCAGUCAUUGUACCAUUGUUUAACAGACAACCAACACCUCAGGAAAUGAUUGUACAAAGUGCAACAGAGAACAUUGAUGAUUCUAAAACUGUUACUAUGGUAGAGGUGCCAUCGACAGAAGCGGAACUACUAUAUACGACAACAAAUGAUCCGCAAAAAUUCGAGUACCCAACAACGAAUAGUAAUGAAAACAUUGAAGAUAUCUCUACUACAUUAGACGAGGAACAUCUACCACACACCACGGAGCUGGAAAACGUAAUAACCACGGAUGCUGGUUUUUCCACUAACUCUUAUAUUGACUCGACUGACGGAAAAACUGAGGAAUAUACAACACAGACGGAGGAGGUUCAAGUGUUAUCUACGGAAAGUGCUACUCGUGAAGAUGAUGUUCAAGUAACUGAAGAUGAUUUAUUAAAACACCACCACCCAUAUCAUACAACUACCGAUGUUCCCAUUGAGACUACAACACUGCAAGCACUAGCUAGUCGAACAACUGCCAUGGAACCGAACGCUCCAAUUUCUACAAGACUUCCGGUUGAUUUUACUGAAACACAAACUGUUACCGAGCCCUAUACAACGCCGUUCGUGGAUAGGAGCGAAGUGCCAACAACUACUGAAUCUGUCCGAAGUUCUACAGUCAUGAACCUCAGAGCUCAAAUACAAGGAAUUCGUACACGUGUCGACCUUGGCCAUGGACCAAUAUCUUUGGGACUAAAAUGCGAAUCGGACAAACAUUGUCAAUUGGCCGAUCCGUACACUUACUGUAAUGCAAACAAACGAUGUGACUGCGCGCACUCAAGUGAUAAAGAUAGCAAAAUAUGCAAUGCCGAGCACACAGGAUGUUCACCCGGAACAUUUCAAUGUCGAUCGAGUGGAGUCUGCAUCAGCUGGUACUUUGUUUGCGAUGGACGACCAGACUGUAGUGACGGAUCUGACGAAGAGUGUAAUUUCAAUCGCAUUCGUGAUAGUUCAAAAGAAUGUCCGAAAGAAGCUUUCAAAUGCCAAAUGAGCGGCCGAUGCGUGUCGAGGGCAGCCCUAUGCGAUGGUAAGAAACAGUGUUCUCACGGAGAAGAUGAAAUGGGAUGCAAUUCGUUACGCUCGGGAAGAUGUCCAGAACAUACAUUCCGAUGCAAAAGUGGCGAAUGUCUUCCGGAAUAUGAAUUUUGCAACGCUAUCAUUUCCUGUCCGGACGGAAGUGACGAGCCACCACAUCUAUGCGGAUCAAAGUCGGUACCGAAUUUCUUUUUACGUUUGCUAACCGAACCGGGUCAACGUGGAAAUCGCUAUUGUCCGCUGAGAUGUGGAAACGGGCGGUGUCGAUCAACGGCUAUCAUUUGUUCCGGACGAGAUGGAUGUGGUGAUGGUAGUGACGAAGAAACUUGUGGAGUGUGUCGUUGUCCAGCGCCAGUGUACAAUGAUCAACGAUCUCAUGAAAUUCACAGACAAUCAUUAACAGUCUGGUAAAUGGCAGCGACGACACGUUUAGUACAAUUUUGGUUGAAGAUAAAUCUCAAACGGCAUAACAACUUCAAGUUCAUUUAUCUUGAUGAAUAAGUGAACAGAGAAAACGAUAAAAUAAUUGAACUUAAUAGCUGUGCACCGUAUCUCACCAGUGUAUCAAUAUUCUCACUCAUCGUUCAAUUAUUGGAAAGCGUAAUUUGACGUUUUCCUUUAGUCAGAUUCCCUAGUGCACUAUAUCUCACUCAUUGUUCGUAUUUUUUUUUGGAAAGCUUGGUCUAACGUUUUCCUUUUGUCAAACUAUAUCUAAUCUUAACAAGUAAAGGCCCAGUGUGCAGAGGUUGCUUUUGGUAACUUCUCAACUAUUUUUUUUUUAAUCAGUAAGAGUUAAAAAACAAGCUAACUCGAAAACUGGUGUUCAACCAACGCAGUACAUUCUGAGGAGUGUUGGUCGACUAUUAAACUGUUCUUAAAAAACAACAGCUAACAAACAACGUAUUGUCCAUACUUUAAUAACAGGGAUUGCUUCUGAAAAGGUAUUUCCUCAAGCUUCCUUACAUUUUCGAAAUUUUCUCAAUUUUUGCUGAGCUUUGAAUGAUUUUAAUGAGCUUGUGAAAACAAUUUCUCAAAUAUAUUUUCUGCUCUAAAAUUGCUAUCCAUUCGACGAUGUCAAGGAAUCAAUAAUUUAUUAAUUUUAUCGUAAUUGGUGCCUUGUUCGCAAAGGGGUGUGACUAGUAAAUGUUUGAGUGAAUCAUUUUAUAUAUUGCAGCACUAAUAAUAAUAAUAAUGCUGAUGUAUAAAACCUGGAGAUUAAUUUAGUAGUAACAUGGAAUUUUAUUAUCGAUGAUAAUAUGAGUAGUUUAGGUAAAUCUCUCUUCCAAUUUUUUUUUUACUAUGUCACCCCUUUGGUCUAAUAAUGCUGCCAAUUGCUAAAAUAUAAUUUUUAUUUAUAUUUUCAUUUUUUUUUAUUGAAAGCAUUUAGUACUAAGUGUAAUAGGAUUGUAAGGAUACAGCAUAAGAUUUCCGAUGACGACAAUUUUGUGAAAUUGUAUUUUUGUACUUUUAUAACCAAUUUCUAACAAAAUAUGGGACAAAAAUAUUAAUGUGUAAAUAUAAGCCACUUAAAUUAUAAA
Bradysia coprophila is the source of this 5551-nucleotide messenger RNA. It is a transcript of the gene ImpE1, whose product is annotated as Ecdysone-inducible gene E1. Gene Ontology annotation, molecular function: protein binding. The record is from RefSeq and is a predicted model, not a curated record. Lineage: Eukaryota; Metazoa; Arthropoda; Insecta; Diptera; Sciaridae.